AUGCCCUACAACAUCGCAAUGAUCAGCGAUUUCUUCUUCCCGCAGCCAGGCGGUGUUGAGAGUCACAUAUACCAAUUAUCCACUGUCCGUCAUAUCCAUUACGGACGUACUGCAACGAGGCUGAUCUCUGGAAAGAAACUUAUUGAUAGAGGACACAAAGUCAUUGUUGUCACGCAUGCAUAUCAAGGACGAACAGGAGUUCACUACCUAACCAAUGGCCUCAAAGUCUACCACGUUCCCUUCCUCGUUAUCUACCGGGAGUCGACUUUCCCCACAGUCUUCUCAUUCUUUCCAAUAUUCCGAAACAUCAUAAUACGAGAACAAAUCGAGAUUGUGCAUGGCCAUGCCAGUUUGAGCAGCUUCUGUCAUGAGGCCAUUUUCCACGCUCGAACCAUGGGACUGCGGACGGUUUUUACAGAUCACUCUCUUUUUGGUUUCGCAGACGCGGGCUCCAUUCUGACCAAUAAAUUGCUAAAAUUCACCCUGAGCGAUGUUGACCAUGUCAUUUGUGUGAGCCACACUUGUAAGGAAAACACGGUGCUAAGAGCGUCUCUGGACCCCCUGAUGGUCUCCGUGAUUCCAAAUGCAGUAGUGGCGGAGAAUUUUCAACCAUUGGCCUACACUCCGCGCUCACAGGAUCCGGAUCACAUGGCCGUCAAAUCGAUGUCUCGGCGUCUUGGUCCUGGUGAUACGAUUACCAUUGUUGUCAUAUCUCGUCUCUUUUACAACAAAGGCACGGAUCUGCUCAUUGCUGCUAUACCGAGGAUUUUGGCAUCCCAUCCCAACGUUCGCUUCAUCAUCGCCGGGUCAGGGCCAAAGGCAAUUGACCUUGAGCAGAUGCUGGAACGCCGUGUUCUGCAAGACCGUGUCGAGCUACUGGGUCCAGUUCGGCAUGAAGAAGUACGCAAUGUGAUGACAAGGGGACAUAUAUACCUACAUCCCAGUCUGACAGAGGCGUUUGGUACAGUGAUAGUGGAGGCUGCAAGCUGCGGACUGUACGUCGUCUGUACUCAGGUUGGUGGCAUACCAGAGGUUCUCCCACGACACAUGACCACUUUUGCGAAACCCGAAGAAGAUGAUCUUGUACAGGCUACAGGUAGAGCUAUUGCUGCUCUUCGUUCAGGCAAAGUCAGAACAGAAAGGUUUCAUGAUCAAGUUAAGAUGAUGUAUUCAUGGACAGACGUGGCCCGACGAACGGAAAGAGUUUAUGACGGCAUUACAGGCGCCAUUAGCGAGGACGAGUUUUAUGGCCAUUAUCCUGGUAGUACUUGGAGUGCAACAAGAGGCAGAGCUGGGGUGCAAAGUUAUGCUCUGAUUGAUAGACUGAAGAGAUACUAUGGCUGUGGUGUAUGGGCGGGGAAAUUGUUUUGCUUAUGCGCGAUCAUCGAUUUUCUAUUCUCCCUCUUCCUCGAAGUGUGGGCACCACGAGCUAACAUUGACAUUGCACGCAACUGGCCACGGAAGCCGUUCAUCAAUGACAAGAACAAGCCUGUUGGAAAUGGGGUCUAUUGGCGAAGAGCAUAUAAUGAUAGAAUGGAUCGACGAAACGGCAGUAUACGGUAA
Molecule: messenger RNA, 1563 nt
Organism: Endocarpon pusillum Z07020
Lineage: Eukaryota; Fungi; Ascomycota; Eurotiomycetes; Verrucariales; Verrucariaceae
Exons: 3
Coding region: 1-1563 (520 amino acids)
Biological process (GO): GPI anchor biosynthetic process
Cellular component (GO): glycosylphosphatidylinositol-N-acetylglucosaminyltransferase (GPI-GnT) complex
Molecular function (GO): phosphatidylinositol N-acetylglucosaminyltransferase activity
Source: RefSeq, a predicted model, not a curated record